Molecule: messenger RNA, 462 nt
Organism: Corticium candelabrum
Lineage: Eukaryota; Metazoa; Porifera; Homoscleromorpha; Homosclerophorida; Plakinidae
Exons: 1
Coding region: 1-462 (153 amino acids)
Biological process (GO): DNA recombination; DNA integration
Molecular function (GO): DNA binding
Source: RefSeq, a predicted model, not a curated record
AUGUCUUGUCAGCAGGGACCGCGUUUGAAGGUCGACAAGCGCUUGCCUAUUACAACGGCAGAAUUGAGAAUUUUGAAAGAUGUGUGGGCAAAAAGAUCACCAUUUUACGACGCAGCAAUGCUAUGGGCUGCAGUCUGCACGGGUUUCUUUGGCUUUAUGCGAGCGGGAGAGUUUACCGUGAGCUUCGUAGCAGCAUUCGACGCCUCUGUUCACCUGGCUCCACAAGACGUCAGCAUCGACUCACAUGUCACUCCGUCUGUGGUGUGCAUUCACCUAAAGCAAUCGAAAACAGACCCGUUCCGUCAAGGUGUAAACAUCUCUUUGGGUCGAUCGAAACAAGAAAUUUGCCCAGUGGCUGCUCUGCUGAGCUACAUGGCGCUCCGAGGCAGCGCGCAAGGCCCCUUAUUUCUCUACGACGAUGGCACGUCACUCUCGCGCAAUAGGCUGGUCCGAGAAGUUUAA